Molecule: messenger RNA, 4521 nt
Organism: Ooceraea biroi (clonal raider ant)
Lineage: Eukaryota; Metazoa; Arthropoda; Insecta; Hymenoptera; Formicidae
Product: transcription factor Ouib
Biological process (GO): regulation of DNA-templated transcription
Cellular component (GO): nucleus
Molecular function (GO): zinc ion binding; DNA-binding transcription factor activity, RNA polymerase II-specific; RNA polymerase II cis-regulatory region sequence-specific DNA binding
Source: RefSeq, a predicted model, not a curated record
GGUCAUCGACAUGGCCGACAGCGGCGACACACGACAGAGAAAAGAUGGCGGUAUGCAACUCUUCCGGUCGUGAAGUUCAGUUUUCUUGACUUCAGUCCCGCAUUACACUCUUGCUUGCCGGAAAACAUCAAUAAUUUUCAUUAAAAUUUUUGCUUUCGUCGUUUAGUCUUCGUCGUUGGCCUUCGCGUGAUAAAUUAAACAUUAACGCGGCAUAACCUAUUGUCAGACAUUGCGUGUGUUUUGCAUUCACUGGGAAGCAGCAUGAACGAAGAUUUUAAUUUCGCCGAGCUCUGCAGGCUCUGCUCGCUGAAGAGCAACCAGCAGCUGCACAUAUUUGACAAGGAGGGCGAGCAACGACAACUGCUGUUCAAAAUACAUUCCUGCAUUCCAGCCGUGAUAACGAAAGAGGAUGGACUGCCCAAGAACAUUUGCCAGCGGUGCAUCUACAAAUUAGACAUGUUCUACGAGUUUCGCGCCAGCUGCAUAGCCACGGACACGGUGUUGAAGAACUACGCCGACAGUUUGAAGAACAUCGCCGCAUCAGUCAGUAAUCAAGGCGCAGAUAAGGACAAGAUGUCAAACAGUGGACAGCAGCAACGGUCGUCUUACGUGGAAUCACAUGCCGUGGCACAUGCGGCAUUGCAGCAACACAUGGCCCAACAGGCCGCCCAGGCGAGGCUAACCGGACCGGGGCCACCUGCAGCCCCGCAACCACCGAAUCCUACUUUUACCUUACCGGAUGAUGGACUUGGUUAUGAUGAUGGCGUCAGAGUACUCCGUUCCAUUGGGACAUGGUCACCGGAUUAUCCUGCCGCGAUGCGUGGUGGCAUGAUGCCGGCGUUUCCCGGCGCGACGGAUCAACAAUUCGGCAGUCGAGCACCCACGGUGAAUCAACCCUUACGGACGACCAGCACGACGACAACGAACAGCGUGAGCAUCCGUCCGGGAUCUGUCUCAAAGGCGACCAACACGGGCGAGCCUACGACGAAGGCAUUCUCCUGCACCGUCUGCGGGAAAGGGCUUGCCCGUAAGGAUAAGCUUGUCAUACACAUGCGCAUACACACCGGAGAGAAGCCAUAUUCCUGCGAAGUUUGCGGGAAGGCAUUUGCACGUCGAGACAAACUGGUCAUCCACAUGAACAAACUCAGACACAGAACCGGCGUCUCGCCUCUGUCGGCACCCACCGCACCUAGAUCUGAUCAGCAACAACAGCAGCAACAACAGCAGCAAGCGCAACAGCAGCAACCACCCCGCCAAGACAACAACAUUCAUAAACUGAAGGAGGAACCGGUGAGCUGGGCUUGCGAACUCUGUGGACGAGUGCUGGCCACGAGAGAUGAAUGGACGCAGCAUGCACGAUCCCAUCUAGAGACGGCACCGCCGCAACAUGCCGCGCCAUAUUUCCCCGGAUCUGCGCCGCCGCCGCAAUCAUAUGCGUCCGAGAAGACGUUCUGCAUGGUGUGCCGUACGGAGUUUACGGACAAGGCCGAGUUUAUGUUCCACAUACGCACGCACUUCGACCCGCACGCACAGGCAGCGGCGUCCAGCGGCAAACAGAGCGGCGGCGACGCCGCGACCGCCGAGCUCAUCGCUCGGGGAUCCUUCGUCGAUCCUUCCGGAUUAUGCAGCUAGAAUUAUACGUCCUCCUCCUCCUCCUCCUCCCCUUCCUCGUCCUUAUCCUCCUCCUCCUCCUCCUUUUCCUAUUCUUCCUUCUCUCUAUCCUCCUCCGCCGCUUCCUCCUGUCACUACAUACCGUCGAUCUGUGUCUUACCAUAGUACAAGUUCUCUGCUCCUCGACCAGAAACUUUCGCAUAGGGUGUUGUGCAUAUUGUGAUUGUAUAAUGAUAUGUACAUGCCGGCUCUCGUCGGCGGUGGAUACACAGUAGUGCUGCCUUUAGGAAGCUCCCAUCGUUACGACGAGAAUAGCGACGUUUCGUUUACUCGCUCAAUUCGGUUCAACUCGAGCAGCGAACUCGAAAGUGCAUCAUGCGCUGUCGAGUUCAACUGCCUUUCUCAGAUUGCUGCUACUUCGAGUAGAUGACGAUCUUCGCGUUUUCUCACUUCACGAAUAAUUUAGGAAUGAUACGGUGGUUUAUGUGCAUCAUCCGCAUCACGGCGUGACAUAUCACCAAGUAUCUUCUAGUAGGAGCUUCAUUUUCGGGCACGCUGCUGUGUAUCCCGAGCUAGAGGUAAGAUAUCCACAUUACCGGAGAAAGAGAGAUUUUGUUUUAAGUACUGACGCGAUACUGUCACGCUGGCAGCAAGAGCGCGCACUGUUGCAUCGGUACUUAAAUGCGAUUACUUAAUAGUAUACGUUCCUACAUAGCUAGCUUCCCGCGCGCGUCGUAGCAGCACGUACGUACUCUCUGUACCCAAGUUUGUUCCCAAUGCUAUUUCAUUAUUCUUUUUUAUAUACAUAUAUUUGUACAUUUGAGAAGCGUUACAAUUUUACUGGCAGUGAGAAUUUUAUUUCACCGCCAUACAUUAACAUUGAUAAGGAUCUUGCAACAUUGACGAUCAUAAGACAAGGAUUGUGUCUUUGUCUAUCGUUUACUUCAUUUAUUAUAGUAUAUUCGGCAGAGUAAUCGUCUCAUGCAUUACAUUUUUACGAUUUAAUUAUUUUUAGCUCUUGUAAGAAUUAUCUGAUAAUUUAUUUGAGCCAUCAGUAAUCAAAGUGCACGCGAUGCGAUUCCAUCUUCGACAUUUGACAUCGCGAAAUAACGUGAGGAUCAUUGUCGACCUGUACACGAAACAUAGAUUACAAUGACAUUUAUUUAAUUUGAUUUUUACGGUUUCUAAUAGCUCGAUGGUUCGUUUGACAUCAAAAUUUGUACUUGGAUUGUCUGAAGCGUUCUACUUUUUUUUGACAGUUUUACAAUUUUACUUAGAGAUUUAAUGACUCAAGCAUCAUUAAUUUCAUAUGAGACUAAGACUACACGAUUUGGCAAACAUAAACUCUGGCUGCCAGAUCGCGUGGAGACUGAAGAAGAACGUAUCUUCGUUUACCGUUUACUUCGUUUACGUUUAAGAGAACACAUGUGCAUUAUCUCGACUGAGAAUUUAAGCGACAAUAAGUUCAAGUUUCAGCUGGAUAUUGAAACACGCAUGUCAAUCCUUUGGCAGACAUUCCCGGGCGUUUCAACAUGAGUCUUGCAUUGCGAACAAACUGUAUUUCUUCCAGAAAGGAAAGCCGAUAGGAUCCGCUUGUUACGGCGCUUGAAUUUCCUCUCGUCUACCUUAGAGUAGUGCCCUAAGAUAGGUCAGUAAAGCGCGCUAAGACUGCCGUGCCUCCUGUCCCCACGUACAAAUCCGCUUCCGGGUUGUUUUCCAUUUCGACGAUCGCUUUUCGUAGGACGACCGUGCCUCUGCGUGACGAAGAAAAGCGAAGAGAAGAAAAGAAAGAAGAAAAGAAAAUGAAUCAAAAGUCGGAGCCUAAUGCUGAGCGUAUAUUUUGUGUAACAUUUACAAGCUACGUCACAACUAGAAGUAAUGCAACCGCGCGACAAUAGCAACUAUCUCUUUAGAUUACCGAUCGCGUAAGAGACGAUCGAUCGAUGUAGCAACGUUUCGAGUCUUUUUACCUCAUCGUAUGUUUAAUGUAGUCGAGAUUAGCGGACGAUCUCGCGAUCAGCGGGACUCACACUCUUUUUAUGUUUCAUAAUUGCGUCGCGCACAAUCCGUGUGCGCGCCCUCGCCGACAUCGAGCAAGGUGCAAUCAAAAAAUUUGGAUCACAUUGUCUUUUUGGAGCUAAUUCACGUUCACGAUCGGACGGAUGGUAUGAUGCUCGCUCGCUCGCUCGCUUCGAUCGGUCGCGGUCAAUCGAACACCGCAUUACCGUCGUUUCGCGCUCGAGAGGAGAGAACAUUGGUACCGCGCGAGUUGGCGCGUGUGAAAACGGAGAGAUGCGCGCCGAUUGCACGCUUACAGCUUCUGGAAAGCGUGACGGUGCUCGUACGCCAGUUCACGUUAUACUUGGAUUUGUUUUUUGUCGCGAGGAAAUUUUGCAUGGAGGAAAAGAAGGGAAAAGGGAAAGAGAAGACUCGUGUCUUCAAGUAAACUUUGAUUAUCCUUGUUUCGGGGUGCAGCGUGAUGCCCUCUCCUCUUUUUUUCUCUUUCUCUCUCCCUUUCUCUCGUGCGUUAAGGAUUUCGAAGAAUAGACACAUAGUGCCUUUUCUCUGGGACUUAUCCACACACCAUCGUCAUCAUUUGAAUUUUCACGUGUAGGGAGGCACACCGGCACACAUAAAGUGGGACACGACCGACGACGAUGAUUAAACUAGGCUCUUUCUUUCUUUUUUUUUUUUAAGAUAAGACGACGAUUAUCAUUUGAUCAUCGUCCCUUUCGUUACGAGGAGUGCGAAUGUUCGAUUGCCACACUGCCUCUGUAAGCAGCCGUUUUAGACUACUUUUAUACUGUUGAUGUCCACGCGCAGCUAAUCAGAGUCUGUAUAUUACUGCCAUAAUUACGGAACGAAAUGUAUACCCAAUAUACCUUUAUAAAUAAAACACGAUCAAAAAGU